CAUUCUCCUCGGUGAUUGGUUGCAAGUACGUCAAUUGGUUUAAUUCGAAAACCACAGCCAAACAUAACCUCAAAGGCGAAUUUCAAAUUUCGACCGAAAUUCCAAAACUAUGAAAACGGCAACAUCCACGUGCAUUAACGUGGAUAAUUACAGAAAAUUGGUGAAAACUUAUCUCGAUUUGCAUGCCUACCAAGCGGCGUUAUUUUGGGCCGAUAAAGUGGUUACUUUGACCAAUAACCCCCGAGAUGUGUACUGGUUGGCCCAAUGCAUGUUUCUGUUGAAGCAGUACCACAGGGCUUCGCAUUUAUUGAGGUCUCGAAAUUUGGAUAAAAGUUACAUUUUGUGCAAUUGUCUGACUGUGAAAUGUUUGUUGGAAGCUAAUGAGUUGAAUGAGGCCAAACAAGUGAUUGAUUCGCUUGAUUUGGAUUUAUUAGUACAUACUACGAGUGUUUCUGCACAGUUUCCUUUGGCGGCGGAGUCGAUGCUGUUUGAUGAUACGCCGAAAAAUCAAGUUUUUGCCUCCGUGUUCCUGUUGAAAGGCAAGCUUCUGGAAAGUAUGGAUAAUCGGGGGCCUGCAGCUGAGUGUUACAAGCAGGCGUUACAGUAUGAUGUGUAUUGUUAUGAAGCGUUUGAUUCUUUAAUUAAGUACCAAAUGUUGACAGCGAGCGAAGAAAAAGAUCUGCUGAGUUCUUUGCCUCUUAAUCAACAAUGUAACAGUGAAGAGGCCGAAAUUGUACUCACUUUGUACGAAAGCAAGUUGAAGAAGUAUCACACACCGGUGGCUGAUCCCAAUUUGGGUAAUAAAAUUCCACCGGAAGUUCUUUCAUUGCAUGUAUCGUCGCUACCAAAUACUCCAAAUGUGGUGGUCACACCAACCUCACUAAGUACUCCGAAUGUUGUAGCCAGAAACAACGACAAAAAUUUAAUUAUGAAUGAAAUAAAAGCGGAGCAAAUGCACAUGGAAGGGUGUGAUAAAAUCAUUCUAUUAAAAUUAAAGGGUAGUUUAGAUUUACAGGUGGCUGACGCCGAAAGACUUUACUACAACUGUGAUUAUCAACAAUGCAUUGAAUUAACAGAAGCCAUUUUGAAAGAGGACCCAUUUCAUAGUGGUUGUUUACCUGUACAUGUAGCAUGCCAAGUGGAGCUUAAACAAAGCAAUAAAUUGUUUUCACUGGCUCACAAUUUAGUCGAUUUAUACCCAACAAUGGCAGUUUCAUGGUUUGCAGUAGGUUGUUACUAUUACAUAAUCGGUAAAAGCGACUUCGCUAGACGCUAUCUUGCCAAAGCUACUUCUUUAGACCGACUUUUUGGUCCGGCUUGGUUAGCUUAUGGUCACUCUUUUGCUAUAGAAAACGAACAUGAUCAAGCAAUGGCAGCUUACUUUAAAGCGUCUCAAUUGAUGAAAGGUUGCCACUUGCCCCUUCUCUACAUAGGUUUAGAGUGUGGUCUCACCAACAAUACCGAACUAGCGGAAAAAUUUUUCAAACAGGCACAAAAUAUAGCCCCCGAUGACCCUUUCGUCAUGCACGAAAUGGGUGUUAUAGCGUUCCAAAACAUGAAUUACAAAAUGGCCGAAAAACACUUCCGUGACGCUUUAGACCGCAUUAGGAGAGUCAAGUCUGAUUUAAUCCCCAAACGAUGGGAGUCUUUGUUGAAUAAUUUAGGCCACACGUGUCGUAAACUUGAAAAGUAUGAUGAAGCUUUGGAGUUUCACCACCAGGCGCUGCUGCUGUCACCGCAGUCCCCUAGCACGUACUCAGCUAUCGCCUUUACCCACGCUUUGAUCGGGCACACGGAAGAGGCGGCAGAUUGGUUUCAUAAAGCUUUAGGGCUGAAGAAUGAUGAUUCGUUUUGUACGACGAUGCUGAACUAUGUGAUCGAGCAAUUAGCUGAAGAGCAGCCCCCUUAUCCAGGUGCCCCUGAUCAUAUACCGAAGUUCGACAUAGAACCGAAAAUUUUGGGGAACGGGGAACCGUCUGGGAUUACCCAGUCACCGUCGAUGGGCGCUAGCGACAUGAGUAUGACCAUAGAGAUUGAUAUGGCGGAUGCGAGUGGAAUGAUUAGAGAAGAGUUGUAAAUGAUUAUAUUUUUGGUUAAGAAUAAAGUUUAUAAUUAAUUGGG
Messenger RNA from Zophobas morio, 2121 nucleotides. Its product is annotated as cell division cycle protein 16 homolog. Gene Ontology annotation, cellular component: anaphase-promoting complex; cytoplasm. Gene Ontology annotation, biological process: anaphase-promoting complex-dependent catabolic process; protein ubiquitination; positive regulation of mitotic metaphase/anaphase transition. NCBI's taxonomy places the organism in Eukaryota, Metazoa, Arthropoda, Insecta, Coleoptera, Tenebrionidae. Gene Ontology annotation, molecular function: protein binding. The transcript has 6 exons. The record is from RefSeq and is a predicted model, not a curated record. Bases 110 to 2077 code for a protein of 655 amino acids.